Molecule: messenger RNA, 1932 nt
Organism: Fraxinus pennsylvanica
Lineage: Eukaryota; Viridiplantae; Streptophyta; Magnoliopsida; Lamiales; Oleaceae
Source: the annotation of a GenBank genome assembly
AUGAUAAGUUGGCACGAUCUUUAUGUGGUAUUAACUGCUGUGAUUCCCCUCUAUGUGGCCAUGAUCUUGGCCUACGGCUCCGUUCGGUGGUGGAAAAUUUUCACCCCUGAUCAAUGUUCUGGUAUCAAUCGAUUUGUUGCAAUUUUCGCAGUUCCACUUUUGUCUUUUCACUUCAUUUCAACCAAUAAUCCCUAUGCCAUGAAUUUUCGAUUCAUAGCUGCUGAUACACUUCAAAAGAUUAUUAUGCUUGUGGUUCUUGGUUUGUGGGCUAAUUUGACCAAUAAAGGCAGCCUUGAAUGGUCUAUUACUCUUUUUUCACUUUCUACACUGCCAAAUACACUUGUAAUGGGCAUUCCUUUGUUGAUUGCUAUGUAUGGGGAAUAUUCCGGCAGUCUUAUGGUGCAAGUGGUGGUGCUGCAAUGCAUAAUUUGGUACACUCUCUUGCUGUUUUUGUUCGAAUAUCGCGGGGCGAAAAUGCUUAUUAUGGAGCAAUUCCCUGAAACUGCAGCCUCAAUUGUGUCUUUUAAGGUUGGAUCCGACGUUGUUUCAUUAGAUGGACAGGAUUUUCUUGAGACGGAUGCUGAGAUUGGAAAUGAUGGCAAACUUCAUGUUACUGUGAGGAAAUCGAAUGCCUCAAGAAGAUCACUUGGAUCCGGUUCAUUCUCCGGGAUAACUCCCCGGCCGUCGAAUCUAACCGGAGCUGAAAUUUACAGUAUGAGUUCAUCAAGAAAUCCAACUCCAAGAGGGUCUAAUUUUAACCAUUCAGAUUUGUACUCAAUGAUGGGAUUUCCAGGUAGAUUAUCAAACUUUGGCCAAUCAGAUACAGGUAGAUUAUCAAAUUUCAACAUAGCAGAUAUGUAUUCCGUGCAAUCCUCCAGAGGCCCAACUCCAAGGCCAUCAAAUUUUGAAGAAAAUUGUGCCCCUGGUGGCCUGAUGAGUUCUCCAAGAUUCGGGUUCUAUCCAUCACAACCCGUUAACACUUCUUACCCGGCCCCGAACCCGGAAAUUUCUUCAGCUGUCCCGAAAACCGGUAAAGAUCAGGUGCAGCAAGUGCAGCCGCAACAACACAACCAGCAGGGGAAUAAGGCCAAUCAUGAUGCAAAGGAGCUUCACAUGUUUGUGUGGAGUUCAAGUGCAUCACCAGUUUCUGAAGCUGGUGGGCUCCACGUUUUCGGUGGGCAAGUGCCUGACCAUGGUGCCAAGGAAAUCAGGAUGUUGGUUUCUGAUCAUCAACCUCAAAAUGGGGAAACCAAAGUCAUUCCGCAAGCUGGGGACAUAGACGACUUUAGCUUUGGUGGAAGAGAUAAUGGAUUUGAAGAGAAAGAGAAAGAGGUUCCCAUAGAACUAUCAAAACUGGGGUCCAGCUCCACCGCCGAGCUCCACCCAAAGGCUGCUGGAGUUCAAGAUCCCGGCGUCGUAAAACAGAUGCCGCCGGCGAGCGUGAUGACACGACUGAUCUUGAUCAUGGUUUGGCGCAAGCUUAUCCGAAAUCCCAACACCUACUCUAGUCUCAUUGGCCUCAUUUGGUCUCUAGUUUCAUUCAGGUGGGAUGUGCAUAUGCCUAAAAUUAUUGAGAAGUCAAUCUCUAUACUUUCUGAUGCUGGCCUUGGAAUGGCCAUGUUUAGCUUGGGUCUGUUCAUGGCCCUUCAACCGAAGAUAAUCGCAUGUGGGAACACUGUGGCUUCCUUCGCCAUGGCUGUAAGGUUCCUCACCGGCCCAGCAGUAAUGGCCGCGGCUUCCAUUGCUGUUGGUCUUCGUGGUACACUUCUCCAUGUUGCCAUCGUGCAGGCUGCACUUCCACAAGGGAUCGUUCCAUUUGUGUUUGCAAAAGAGUACAAUGUCCAUCCAGCAAUUCUAAGCACUGCGGUCAUAUUCGGGAUGUUGAUCGCACUGCCGAUUACACUCGUCUAUUACAUUGUUCUUGGAUUAUAA